Lycium ferocissimum is the source of this 1710-nucleotide messenger RNA. RefSeq lists its product as uncharacterized. The transcript is spliced from 4 exons. The record is from RefSeq and is a predicted model, not a curated record. Lineage: Eukaryota; Viridiplantae; Streptophyta; Magnoliopsida; Solanales; Solanaceae. Gene Ontology annotation, molecular function: nucleic acid binding; zinc ion binding. The coding region runs from base 1 to 1710 and encodes 569 amino acids. Gene Ontology annotation, biological process: DNA integration.
AUGGGUGAUACAACACCAAUAAUACAGUCAAGCAAUGUGGACAAGGCAAUCACCUAUGACCACAGCCACCCAUAUCAUCUUAAUAACUCUGAUUCACCUGGAAUGGCUCUAGUCAACAAUGUGUUUGAUGGUAGAGGAUACUCAGAACAGAGAUUUGGCAAAUCAAAUGGUGCUAAACUAUAUCAUUUACAAAAGGAAUUAUCAAGUCUGGUUCAAGGAAAUAGUGACAUUGCUAGGUACUUUACCAAGCUCAAAAGACUAUGGGAUGAAUUGGAUGCACUGAAUGUUGUUAUUUCUUGCUCAUGUGCAUGUGUGUGUGAAGGGAAGUCCAACCUGAUGAAAUCCUUAGAGGACCAGAGGUUGAUACAAUUUUUGAUGGGAUUAAAUGAUAUAUACACACAAGCAAGAGGAAACAUUCUUAUGAUGAACCCUUUACCCAGCAUGGAUCUUGCAUACUCUUUACUUUUGCAAGAUGAAAAUCAGAGAGAAAUGUAUACCAAUUCUAAUCAUACUACUGAAUCUGCCUCUUUUAUGGUAACUUCACAAGGCAGGGGUUAUCAGAGGAAUGGAAACCAGGUUUUUAAAACACCAAAUCAAGCACAUCAUAAACUUGGAAACAACACACAGAGGAACAGCAAAGGAUUUUCAAAAUACAAGCCUAGAAAGGCAAAAUACAACCCAAAUGUGAGCUGCACAUAUUGUGGGAAAACAGGUCAUGUAGAGGAUGAUUGUUACAGACUUCAUGGUUUUCCUGAAGACUUUGAGUUUACAAAAACCAAAUCCUAUCAAGGGAAAGCAAAUGGAGCAGUUGCUGAGGAAGAAUUUGAGUUUGCUAACAACACAAGAGUAGAAGCAUGUAAAGACAAUCAGAACAACCAUACUCCAUACAGCAAUCAACACAACCAUGUUUCAUACAUGAGCAAGGAUCAAUAUGCAGAAUUGGUGCAACAAGUUAUUAAGGAAGUAAAGAUGGGACAAACAGGAAGUUCAAACAGUACAAAUGGUGGUUUCAAUGCAGGAGCAAUUGCUGGUGCAUCAGAGCACAUGUGUUUUGAUUCUAAAUCUUUUAUGUCUUUGUCUCCUCUUCCUGUUCCUAUCAGCAUCACCUUGCCUAAUUCUUUCAGGAUCAUUGUGACUCAUGCAGGAAGUGAUUUUUUGAUCAUGAUUGAGAGGCAGUUCAAUGAUAAAGUGAAGGUUAUCAGGUCUGAUAAUGCUCUAGAAUUGGGAAAAGGCACACAAGAGGCUCUUUUUCUAAAGUCUCAAGGAAUAAUAAUACAUCAAACAUCAUGUGUAGGAACACCACAACAGAAUGGUGUAGUGGAAAGAAAGCAUAGACAUCUCCUAGAGAUUGCAAGGGGUCUGAUGUUUCAAUCUCACUUGCCUAACUCAUUUUGGGGGGAAUGUAUUUUGACAGCAACAUACCUCAUUAACAGGUUUCCUUCCAGAGCACUAAAAGGAAAAACUCCUUAUGAGAUUCUUUUUGGCAACAAACCAAAAUAUGACAAUUUGAGGUGUUUUGGGUGUUUGUGCUAUGCUUCAACCUUGGCGCAACACAGGACAAAGUUUGAGCCUAGGGCUAUGGCUUGUGUUUUCUUAGGCUAUCCUCAAGGACAGAAAGGUUAUAAAUUAAUGGAUUUGAGCACAAAGAGAAUUUUUAUUUCCAGAGAUGUUCAGUUUUUGAGCAACGAUUUCCAUUUGCCUCUAGUAUAA